AUGGCAGUGGUUGGAGAUGGUGGGUACCCCGACGCGGCUCUGGAGGCAGGGAUUGAGGUCAGGAUACAGAAGGGGAAGAAGGAUGCUAGUCAGGAGUUCGAAGCAAGAACUGCAGAUAGCAGCAAAGAGGAGAAUAAAUCAACACGGCAUUACAAAGAAAAGAUGCAGGAGCAGGUGCAACGGCCGGGCGAGGAGGCGACGGUCGAGGAUGAGAGCAUCCUGACGCAGUUCGCCGAGAAACACCGACUGGAGGCAUUUAGCAUAAUCGACACGCUGCCAUCAGCGGUGCGCGACCAGCGAGUGGUCGAAAAGCGUCUCGAAAGGUUAAGUUGCUUCAGUGAUGCGCUGAGUGUCAGAUUCCGCCAUCUACUUGAUUUGUACCAGGAGCAACCUACUUUGCUUGAUUCCGCGUUGGAAACUAUGAUGAACAAGCUACUGGCUCAUAUAAAGUGGCCCGAUGUUGGACAGUUAAGAUUCGAUGAGCUCUCGAAUCUCGCAUUUUCACUGCUCGCUCACGUUGCGAAAGUUCGAGGCUACAAGGCUUUCUUGUCUCUGCUUCCGCAUGAAGUUAGUUUUCGUUUGCAGGGAAAGCUUUUCGGCUGGUUCCUCUCAGUCACAUUUCUUUCUGUCGUCCUGUUUGACUCACCCAGAUUUGUGCUUAAUAAAAAUUCUAACUUAGCCUUAUCUUCUUUUUGUGAUCGGUUUGGUUCAUUUCAUUUCUUUUUUCAUACUUUAAGCACUGAUUUUUUCUUUUUAAACACAAAAUUCUGCUAA
Molecule: messenger RNA, 774 nt
Organism: Gongylonema pulchrum
Lineage: Eukaryota; Metazoa; Nematoda; Chromadorea; Rhabditida; Gongylonematidae
Source: the annotation of a GenBank genome assembly